This is a messenger RNA of Pantherophis guttatus, 910 nucleotides long. RefSeq names its product telomere repeat binding bouquet formation protein 2 (gene TERB2). The record is from RefSeq and is a predicted model, not a curated record. Gene Ontology annotation, biological process: meiotic attachment of telomere to nuclear envelope; homologous chromosome pairing at meiosis. Gene Ontology annotation, cellular component: nuclear inner membrane. NCBI's taxonomy places the organism in Eukaryota, Metazoa, Chordata, Lepidosauria, Squamata, Colubridae.
AUGUUUAGGGGCCGCAGCGCCUGGUUCUCGCAGAGCGUCCCCCCAGGGAUUCGCCGCCUUUGGGUUGGUGAAGGAGGGGUGAUUGUGAAUUUGGAAGCUGCCGAUUAUCUCUUCAGCAGCAAUGCUUCUCACCCGGAUACAAAAAGAAUAUACCAAAGUUUAGACUAUCUGGAGGACCGAGUCACGGUUUUUCAUUCCUGCUUUCUUACUGCGAAUAUCAAGGCCAAAACAAAAAACACAGUAGCUCUAGGACAUUUCGUUCUCCUACCAGCCAGCUUGCAACAAGAAAUUAGAAAAAAAAUUGGCCACUUUAUAUGGGAACAGAUAACCAGUCCAGUCCAGGACUUACACUACAGUCCACUUACACUCCAGUCUGGUCCAACUCCUGAGUCAAAAAACAUCAAGAAGCAAGAACAGUUAAGAGACAAGAAAGAACUGGAGAAAUGCCAAGGUCCAAGGACAUCUGAAACAGGAAAGCUAACAUACAUUCCUCUUCAAGAUUAUCCAUCAAGUAACAUGGUGACAGGUUAUACCUCUGGGAAAGUGUUGAAGAAAUUUCUCGGGGAGAUACGAGAUUUCAUUCCUGGUUGUUCUGGUUAUUUAGCAUACUGGAUUCCAAACGAAGCCAAUGUUUUCUCUGAUGUGAAGAUGAAAUUAAAGAGGAAGUCAUGAAUAACUUUGGAUCCUUAUGAAGAACAAAGUUUGUUUCUCAAUUAACUUCCCUGCAGUUUUUAUUCCUUCUUCUUUUUUUACAGUAGAGUUUGGAACGUUAUUCUUGCAAAAGCUGUUAAGCGCAAAUGUUGUGAAGUUUCACACUGCUGUUUGUGUGGAUGAUUCAAUCCGACCAAUUUAGGGCGUAUCCUGUUCUUAGAAUUCCAGUUAUUAAAAUGUUGCACUGUUUAAUGAAAUC